UGUUGCCUAGACACAUCUUCAGAUCGGCUAGAAAGAUCAGUACAUACCAUAUCCACUCAGGGAGAGAAAGGCUGGCAGUUCAUUCAUUUGAAAAGGCUUCACUCACUCCAAAAGGCUACAUUAAUUGAGAAGGUGUGGAUGAUCUAAAAGCACACUUUCCUUCGCGGGGGAAACGCUAACGAGGAUUUAAAACGCGAAGUGAACCAGGCAGUUUAUUCCUCUGGAUUCCCGGAAUGCGUAAAAGCACCUGAUGGGAUGCACAAUAAAAUAGGCACAAUUCUACGUUGGUUUAAUUAACUCUUCUUCUACAUCGUGGAUAAAAUGAAAAUGACUAUCAUAACUCCAUUGUUUCUGCUCUGCUUGACAUUGUUGGUCAGCACAACCGAGAGUGUGGCAGAGAUAUGCAGGGGGACGCACUGUUUCAGCUCAGAGGACUGGACCAGACCUUGUACAGGGGCGCAUUGCCAGCGGCGAACGGACGCAGCACCACAACACGUAAACCCCGUAAUGCAAGACAGGCAAGCGUUUGUUAAGCCCCUUUACCAGGAUGCCCAUACUAACCCUCAGACCAGAAGGUCACAGGUACCAUACACUAUCAUUCAACCACAUCGUGGUGGCACAGCCACAAGCAACACGCAGAAGGAAAACCCAAGGUCCAUUACCGCGGAGGUGUACCACCCCGGGUGCAAAGGAGGGAAUUGUCAAGCUUCCCAGCCGCGACCAACGAGAACUGAGAGUGUCCCCCGGGAAUGCAAAGGGAUUGAAUGUAAACUGCCACUUAGGAUGCGACCCAAACCGAAGCCUCAACCGUGCAUUGGCGACAGCUGUGUCACUGGUGGUGGCGAAGACCCGAGAGGGCAACAGCCCCCCCUGGUUCAUGACAGAGCGGCGCAAUUUCUUGGAGAAUUUCCGGAGUUUGGAUCAGAACGUGGUUCAUCGCCUCUGGGAAUACAGUUGACAUGCGACAUCAAACCAGGCAACAAUGAGGUGCCCUCGGAGGACACCCUGGUGCUGCAGCUGCGUCUGGCCAAGGGCCAGGAGAAGCUUGUGGAGGCGCUGAAGGGCCAGCAGGAAGAGAUCAGGGAGCUGCAGAGCAGACUGAGCCAACAGCAGGGGACGCUGGUCAGCCAGCAGAGAGAGAUCCUGGAGGAGCAGAGCAGACUGAGCCAACAGAUGGACCAGGUCAAGGCCCAGUAUGGCCUACUCCUAGAGAAUGUCAAGCAGAUGUCCUUCCAGGGCAUGCAGGAAGAGCUAGAGAGCCACAUGGUGGCCCUCAGGGGCCAGGCCAGGGCCCACCACACCCAGGCCUACGCUGUGCACAAGGUGGACAUGGAGGCCAGAGUGAUGGAUGUAGACCUCCCCGUGUUGGCCUGCGGCUCCUGUGGAGCGGAGGAGUACUGCGACUUCAGGACAGGUCGGCCGCAAUGUGAGAGGUGCACCAUCUGUCCAGCGGGCUUCUUCCUGGUGUCCCAGUGCUCCAUCCAUGCUGACAGGAUAUGCCAGGACAGAGAUGAAUGCCUUGAAGUAGCAAACCUGUGUGCAGAACAGAAGAAAUGUCUAAACACUCCAGGUGGAUUCAGGUGCCAGGGCUUGUCGGACAGAGAGGCCAGCACAGGCUUGUGUGGACAUGCCUACUUCUACAACUCAGAAAUGGAGGAGUGUCAGGCCUGUCAGGAGUGUGAGGUGGAGCAAGUGGCCACACCCUGCACCUUCACGAGUGACACAGUCUGCUCCACACCGUCCUCUACUGACAGCAGCAGGCUGUCCCUGUCCUGGGCUGGGGAUGUGACCCUGCCUCCUGCCAAGAGCCACGCCCCUGGUCACGCCUUCCCCAACCUGCAGCUCCAUAUCCAGGGGCGGGGCGACAGCAAUCUGCUGGCCACCGAAGACGGCCAUCUAGUGCUACGACAGCACGGCCUUGUGUGGGCAGACGAGAACUUGGCCCUGAGCCACGGAUGCCGCAGUUUCGUCCAGGUGUGUCUGCAGCUUAACACCAGUGACCUGGCCGAGGGGCGGGACCUUAGUGGGGUCAGGGUGGAGCAGCGGGAAGUAAAGUCCCUCCAGAGUGCCAGUGUCAGUGGGGUGGCAGAAGUUGCUCCAGGAAGUAUGCUUUCCCUGAUCCUCAGGAGUGCCAGCCACCAUUGCAACCACACAAGCGAUGGCCUGCAACUCCAUGACCCAUCUGUGACCCCUCUCAGUCUCUUCUGGCUGUCCCAUGACACCGGGGCCGUUGCCAUGACGGCGCAGGCAGUGUCAUCGGCGCACUACCACACCAACUACCGGCCCACCUUCAAGACCACGUCCACCUCUGACCCGUACGUUGUGGGGCUGACUCACGAUGGGCGUGGAGUGCGCUUCACCGAAAAUGGCACAGUGCGCUUUGUGUUCCAACAGGCGCUCUACUCCAUGGGCCAGGCGUGCGUGACGGAAGGCUUUCACCUGCUGGCCUACAUCAACCACAAUGGGAGCAGCAUGGAGCUGGCUCGAUCAUUUAAGACUGGUGUCCACUACCGCGACACGUCCAUCUCCCUGUCGGCUGCCACCAGGGUCGGCCCCGGCGAUACUCUGGGCUUUGAGAUCCUCUCCCCGGGGCAGUGCAACAUUCGCUACUUCGGUGACGACUCCGGCAUCAGCGCCCUCAGUUUGGUGUGGGUCCCCACUGCCAUCUCCUCCGCCCUCUCCGCCUCCGUGGCACGCACAGGCUUGCCCUCCGGAGCGGUGCGCAACAAGCCCCUGUAUUUCCGUCAGGUGAGCCCCCACAUGCCGCAGGUGCAGGUCGGGCUUCCAGGGAAGGGUCGCGCUGAACGAGGACGUGAGUUUGUCUUCACGGAGAGCGGGACAGCCAGCUUAGCACUGGACCUGAAGCUGAUCCACUCCUGCAACCCGGUUAAAAUCACCCUGCUCCGACAUAGAGGCGAUGGGGCAGGGGAGGAGGGCAAGCCAGUGCCCCUGGCCCAGCAAUUCGGGGGCCAGAUGCCAGAAGGCAGUGGGUGGGCAAGUGUGGGGCUGCGGGCCUCCUUCCAGGUCCACAAUGGCACGGCAGUUUUUGUCACAUUGGACUGCGUGCGAGGACGCAUCAAUCAGAUCAGUCAUCAGGCAGGGAGCGGCGUCUCCAUACUGUGGGUGGCAGCAUAUCACUAGUCUAGAAACACCAAACUAACAAUACCUAGCUCACCUGAAGCAGGGUUUACCGAAUGUUUUAAUUCUUCAAUUAGCCUUUGAUCAACAAAAUUGGCCAAUUUUAGCAUGGUUUACGUCAUGUAUAAAAAGUACCCUUACCUAUACUUACUUAAAAUACACCAAAGGAUGGUUUUGGUGGGUAGCAGAGAGAAUAUUUAAGCUUUAUGGUCUUUUAUGCAUAUUCUAUACUGUAUUUCGAUAUUAUAAGGAUGCUAGAAUUAGCAUUGUUGUUCAACAAUUCUUGGUAUGAACCUUCUUUCAUGUUGACAUUUGCUGGGCGCAUAUUUUGUCUGUCUUGUAUUUACAGUAUAUAAUUGAGUUACUGCAUUGACGCCAGAGCUUUAUAGAAGACACUUAACAUUCUUUUGCUUUCAUCAAGGAUAAUUUUGCAGGGCUGGUUUUACUCUGAAGUGUGUUAAGAACAUAUGUUUUAGGUUAGCCGCCAUUUUCUAAAUGUGAGUGUCCGCUGCAUGCCUUAGUUAAUGACCAUUUUCAGGAGACCCAGAAAGGGUUUGUACACUCGUGUGGAGGUCCACUUGUGUUAGACCAGUCACAAAGAAGUGUGCAUUAGCACGGGGUUUAGAAUUAUACUGAGUUCUGUAGACAGUGACUUCCUACAUCCACUAUUUAGACCAGCAAUUAUGCCACCAGCCAAAGUGCCAGUCUUUAAUGCCGUAAUGCAUACUUUGUAAAUAUUAAAACAGAAAACACUGA
Molecule: messenger RNA, 3894 nt
Organism: Salvelinus sp. IW2-2015
Lineage: Eukaryota; Metazoa; Chordata; Actinopteri; Salmoniformes; Salmonidae
Exons: 5
Coding region: 322-3141 (939 amino acids)
Molecular function (GO): protein binding; heparin binding; calcium ion binding
Source: RefSeq, a predicted model, not a curated record